Messenger RNA from Syngnathoides biaculeatus (alligator pipefish), 1745 nucleotides. RefSeq names its product calreticulin-like. NCBI's taxonomy places the organism in Eukaryota, Metazoa, Chordata, Actinopteri, Syngnathiformes, Syngnathidae. The record is from RefSeq and is a predicted model, not a curated record. Gene Ontology annotation, biological process: protein folding. Bases 88 to 1341 code for a protein of 417 amino acids. The transcript is spliced from 9 exons. Gene Ontology annotation, cellular component: endoplasmic reticulum; endoplasmic reticulum membrane. Gene Ontology annotation, molecular function: calcium ion binding.
GAGCUUCUCUGGAAAGACACCCAACUCCGCCGUCAAGUCUCUCUGAAAAGACCCCCGAAAAGGACAACACCUCCGAGGCGAGAAAGGAUGGGCAAAAUGCAACUUUUGGCUGCCGUUGCGGUGUUUUUAGUCGCAUACGGUGCGCAAGCCAAGGUGUACUUUCGGGAGGAGUUCGCGGACGGCGAUGGAUGGAGAAGUCGUUGGCUGGACUCCAAGCACAAGUCUGACUACGGCCAAUGGAAACUGACGGCUGGGGACUUCUUUGGGGACGCCGAGAAGGACAAAGGUCUCCAAACAAGCCAGGAUGCCCGAUUCUACGCGUCAUCAGCCCGCUUUGAGCCGUUCAGCAACGAGGGCAAGAGUCUGGUCAUCCAGUUCACCGUCAAACACGAGCAAAAGAUCGACUGCGGCGGCGGCUACGUCAAAGUCUUCCCGGCAGACUUGGAUCAGGCCGCCAUGCACGGGGAGUCCUCCUACUACAUCAUGUUCGGUCCGGAUAUUUGUGGCUACAGCACCAAAAAGGUGCACGUCAUUUUCAAUUACAAGGGCCAGAAUCACCUCAUCAAGAAGGAAAUCAAGUGCAAAGAUGACGAGCUGACCCACUUGUACACACUGAUCCUGAAUGCCGACCAGACCUAUGAGGUGAAGAUUGACAACGAGAAGGUGGAGUCCGGCAGCCUGGAGGAGGACUGGGACUUCCUGCCCCCAAAGAAGAUUAAGGAUCCUGAGGCCAAGAAGCCAGAAGACUGGGACGACCGUGCUAAGAUCGAUGAUCCUGACGACACCAAGCCUGAGGACUGGGACAAGCCUGAAAACAUCCCUGACCCCGAUGCCAAAAAGCCAGACGACUGGGAUGAGGACAUGGACGGCGAAUGGGAACCACCCAUGAUCCCUAACCCAGAGUACAAGGGAGAGUGGAAACCCAAGCAGAUGGACAAUCCUGACUAUAAAGGAGUCUGGGUGCACCCCGAGAUCGACAAUCCCAAAUACAGCCCCGACUCCACCAUCUAUAAAUUUGACAACGUCGGCGUGAUUGGUCUCGACCUUUGGCAGGUGAAAUCCGGCACCAUCUUUGACAACUUCCUGAUCACGGACGACGUGAAGGAAGCUGAGGACAUCGGGAACGAGACGUGGGGCGUCACCAAGGAACCUGAGCGCAAAAUGAAGCAGGAACAAGAUGACCUGAAACGGAAGGAAGAGGAGGAGAAAAACAAAGAGCAGGAGACCCAUGGGGAGGAUGACGACGACGACGAAGAUGAGGAUGACGACGAAGACGAGGAGGAAGAAGAGGGACUUUCAGAAGCGGAUGAGGACGACGCAAAGACCAAAGAUGAGCUUUGAGGAGCUCUUACUUUCCGGGAGAAGAAAAAAAAACAAACUGUGUACAUUCCAGGGAUAUCGUGGCUGGUGUGCGUCCUCACCCUAAUAAGUAAUAAAAAAACAAAAAAAAAAACCAAGGAGGAUAAAUGUCACUUUGGCCACUAUGUCAACAGGGCGUCUCCAUACUACUGACUAGACGCACAAUUUCAAUCACGUUUUUCUGAAGCUUCAUCUUCUCGAAUUGAGGGAUCUCUCCUUCUGAUUUCGUCCUGGCGGUUUUUUUUUUUUUGGUCUGGGUGAACGGUGAAUACUGUACACCGGAAUAUGCAGCAGUUCAUUCAUAUUUAAUUGGUAACUUUUGUCUUUUGCUGUUUGAAAACAACUGUACCUGUCACAUGACCCAGAAAUAAAGGAUACAACUGUAA